Molecule: messenger RNA, 7381 nt
Organism: Crotalus tigris (Tiger rattlesnake)
Lineage: Eukaryota; Metazoa; Chordata; Lepidosauria; Squamata; Viperidae
Gene: STAC2
Product: SH3 and cysteine rich domain 2
Exons: 12
Coding region: 504-1769 (421 amino acids)
Biological process (GO): skeletal muscle contraction; positive regulation of protein localization to plasma membrane; positive regulation of voltage-gated calcium channel activity
Cellular component (GO): extrinsic component of cytoplasmic side of plasma membrane
Molecular function (GO): protein binding
Source: RefSeq, a predicted model, not a curated record
AUUAUAUUAUACAUACAUACAUACAUACAUACAUACACACACACGCGCGCGCGCGCGUACCGAUUAUGACAAACUUGAAAGAACCUCCAGAGCUAGAGACUAGGAAGCUUUACCACCGCUAGUCAGAAGGGCGGGGAAAGUAACUACGUGGGGUUGUAAAUUGUUUCGAUUUGCAUAAAAGGGAGGUCCGAGUGGUAAGGAGACCCAUCAGCAGCGGCUUCAGAGUUUUCUAAUCUAGAGUGAGGACCGUCUGUUGUCGCUUUAAAGAACGGGUCGUUUUUUGUUUUCCUAAAAGGAAACUAAAGUGGAAGAAGAGGUUAACCCUCAAAAAAUUCUCCCGGGGGGAGGGGGGCAGGAGAAUAAAGCUUCCUGGUCCGUCGAGGCGGGAGCAGAGGCGCUUUGGAUUUAAGGUGGGAGAGGAGAGGUGGUAGAGCUCCGGUCCGCAACCCUUCCGGAGAACUGUAUUUAUCUGCUUCAGCUCCGGACCCCCAGCUCAGCGCACCAUGACCGAAAUCACCGAAAAGGAGAAUGACCCCCAACAUAGCACGGAUGCGCAGCAGACCACGAGCACCGGUUCCAGCCUGCAAGAAACAAAGUUACAAAGGUUCAAACGCUCUCUGUCACUCAAGACCAUCCUGCGCAGCAAGAGCAUGGAGAACUUUUUUCUGCGCUCUGGUAAUGAGUUCAAGCUGCCCUCCGAUGUCCUGCUCAGCCCUCCUGAUUCCAUGCCACCCCCCUCUCCACCCCCAGUUCCCUCUGAAACAGAAAUCUCCCCCAGAGCCCUCCACAAGUCCCUGGGGACCCUCAAGCCCAUGAAGACCCACAGUUUCCAGGAACACAUCUUCAAAAAACACAAUCCUUGUGAAAUUUGCCAUCAGCUUAUUGUAGGAAACUCCAAACAAGGUUUACGAUGCAAGACAUGCAAAGUGAGUGUGCAUCUGUGGUGUUCAGAAGAAGUUUCUCAUCAGCAGUGCCUUGGCAAGACACAGGCAACCUCUUUCCGCCGUAAUCUUAGUUCUCCUCUGCUGCUACACGAACCACAACCCCAACCAGCCCCAGCCAAGGAAUCUCCUCCUACAGCAGGCCCCAGUGGAAAGGUAGAUCCCGUUUAUGAGACUUUGCGCUACGGCACUUCACUGGCCUACAUGAAUCGCUCCAGCUUCAGCAGCACUUCAGAGUCCCCCACCAAGAGUCUGAAUGAGAAGGAGGACAUAGUUCAGAACGCAGAAGGCUCAACAGCAGGUGGAUCAACAGCAGAGGAAAAUAUUACCGAUAAUGAAGUCAUUGGAGAUAUCCAAGAUGGCUUUAAUAAAGUUUUCUCAGUGGCCACAGAAGGUGAAAGCCCUGUUUUGGAGGAAAAUAACUCAGGGCAACAGCCAUCUCAAGGAUCUAUACGCAAAGAGGUGUCAUCCAUGUAUUCUUAUGUUGCUCUGUACAAGUUUCUGCCUCAGGAGAACAAUGAUCUGCCACUGAAGCCAGGAGACCGAAUCAUGCUGAUAGAUGAUUCUAAUGAAGAUUGGUGGAAGGGAAAGAUGGGAGACCGCAUUGGCUUUUUCCCAGCCAAUUUUGUCCAGCGAGUUCGCCCAGGUGAAACUGUCUGGAGAUGCUUCAGGACUUUCUGUGGCAACAAAGAACAGGGACAGCUGAGCCUUAAAGAAAACCAGAUCUGUGUUGGUGUGGGAAAGACCAAAGAGAAUGAAGGUUUCAUAAAGGUGACAAGUGGCAAAAAACGUGGGCUGGUGCCUGCUGACACUCUGACAGAAAUUUGAAGACAAAAGAUGAAGAGCAAAAUGAGAGAAGUAUACACUAAAAAGAGGAAGCCUACAAGGCGAGUGAUGCUGCCUUGUGUUCUCUAGGCCACCCCCAUAUUGGAGCACCUGGGUAAUCACUGUUUCACGGAAUCUUCCCACUGGAUCUUGUGAGCAGCUUUUGUGAAAGGGAUGAAAGAAGGCUUGAGGGGGAACUGGCAGGAGCAUCGCUUGCUAUGUAUCUUUAUCCAUGUGCAGCUGGAAAUUCACUCCUGUUUGACUUAGUUUCUCAUCACAUUCACUGCAGUCUCUGUAAAGGUCUUUGGUGAGAGCUCUCUGUGUUGUGAGUGUGAGCGAGAUUUCCUGUUGUAAUUCACACCCUGUCUUCUUGUCUUUGGACCUUGGCAAUAGAUGCCAGUUAAUAAUUAACCAGUCUUAACUUAUUGGGAGGGAUCUAUCUUAGUGUAAGGCUCUUGACCCCCUCCCAUUUUCAGAAAUACCCCAACAAUGCUGUGUUGCAUGCAAGUUACCCAUGGAAAUGCAAAGCCCUGCUCUGACUAAGAAGACCACAUGGUGUGUUGGUUUCUAUGUUAGUUUUCUUUCUCUGUAUUUGUGUGACUGUAUCACCUUCUGCCAAAAAGAUGGUGUGGCCAGGCAAUUAUAUACAGCCUUUUGUUGGUCACAUACUGAGGAAUCUUACUUUGGAGCCUCUUCUGCUUAAUUUUUAGGAGGCAAAGUGGUUGGCAUUGUAUUGUCCCCUUUCCUGGCUCCUGGGGAAAUCGUACAACUAUGUUUGCUCCUCAGUGUGUAGUGGCUGACCCACCAUAUAACUGAUGGCAACAUCGAUCAUUUCUCAGGGACCUUCCUUAACCAGACGCUUUUCUAAACUAAACAGAGAAUAUUACUGCUUUGCUCAUAGGAGUUCAAAGGCCCUGGUUACUCCAAAUUUCCUUGUUUCCCAGCAUGCUUUCAGCUAUGUAAUUUGCAGAUAUAUUUUUAUAAAAAGGAAAGAAAGAAGGAAAAUUUUUAUGAUUUGAAAAGCGGUAUUUAAUAUGGUAUUUUCAUAGACAUCCCUAGAAUGAUUAAACUGGCAUUUUUCUGACUUGAUCUGCUGGUUAAGAAGAGACGCCUUAUUAAAUCCUAUGUUUCUAGGGCCCAGUUGGAAUAUAUAACAGGCCAUGUGUAUUGGCCUGUGAAAGAUAGCACACAUGAAAUACUUCUGUAAGUGAGAUAGACCAUUGAUCACCAUUCAGUAUAUAUAACAGAUCCAGUACAUUAUUAAAUACAUUUAAACAUGAUAUACAUGCAUGGCUCAUUUACAUAGGUUAAGCAUUUAUUUUCUUAUAUUGCAUAAUCAAGCCAGGGAAACAGAGUUCUUUCCUAGGUAUUUACACUGUGACUCUAGCCUAUUAAUGACAUAGCAAUAGGUAUUCCUUUCUUUCCCCAAAACUCCAGAAAUAUAUCUUUUUAUUUUGUUCUUUAAAUUGCCCAAACAGUAUACAAAAUACAGAGUUAAGUUCUUAAUUCAUCAGGUAUUUUCAAAAUAAGAUUUAAAAACAUCUUCCUCUUCAAAAUUUAUCCACGCUGCAAAGCAAGAAAAAUUCAAUUAGUACUUCUGUUUUAGUUGAGAUCAGACAGUGGUGGGAUUCAGCCAGUUCGCACCACUUUGGCAGAACCAGUAGCUAAUUUUUUGUUGCCCAGGCCCAAAACAGACUUCUGGAAGCUGCAUCCACACAGAGAACCGGUUGUUCACAUAUUUGAAUCCCACCACUGAGACUAGAGUAUUGUUCCAAGCAUUUCCAUAUUAUAAAGACAUCACUAUAUUGGCCUGAUUCACAUCUAUAUCAUGAAAUUUCUCUAAGCAAUGACUUGCAAAUAUGAUGACCAGAUUUCAUAACCAAGAAGUUUAUAUCAUUAGGAAUGCUUUCAGCAAAUGAGCUUAUGCGUUCAGUUGCCAAAAAUUAAGCAUAAUAAAAUCAAAUAAUGUAAAUGCAUAUGUGUCAGACUUUAGCUAGGAAAAUUUAUUGCUUGCAGAGCUAAUAUAAAAACAAUAAGGAUUAAAAUGUAUUUAAAUGUCAGUGUCACCAAGUGGAAGCUGUACAGGAAAAAGAAGCACUUAAUGCUUGUUGGACAAUUUGUGCUAAAGUAUGGCACAAUAUAUCUUCCACCAAGUACACAGAUUUAUAUUGUCUUUUCUGGGUCAAGAUCAUGAAAAUAGAUGGUAUAAUCAACAAGAGAUUAUAACAGUACCAAUUUUCCAAAAUAAAUAAUGCUUAGAGACCAACAACAGGAAAAUCUAUUUGAGAGAUGGAUUUUCCAUUCUUAUUUUGUUAUGCAUAGCUAUGUUUGCACUAUUUCCAAAUUACUGUUGGAUUGAAAUUUUCCACUUUUUGUGCACUAAUUUGGGGUUAUCUAAAAACUAAUCAAGCACUUGCUAAGUGCUUAACCACUGUCUCAGUAAACAUGCAAAUUUUCAACAUGUACAGCAGCAUUUUUGAAGAGUUUUGCUAGCUUGUCAGAAUCAAAAAAAAAUUAGAUCCAUAAUCUCGAUUAUCAUGUCAAAAGUGGUAGGAGGGAAGUACAUAAGGCGUAAUAUGAGAUCUUCCAACUGAAGGGUUUAGGUUCCCUAAUGCAUUAACUGGUAUAGCAGAUGUAAUGUCCUCACUGGUGAUCCUUUAUUCUUCUUUAACGGUUUUAUUCAGUAUGUUGGAGUUAACUGGAACAUACUGAAGCACAUUAUGUUUAUUUCUUUUCUAGUUAAAAAUAAUAUAAUUACUUCUCAGUAAAGAACAUCAUUCUUGAAAACAUCCCUAGUGGGGACUAUAAAAUUGAUUAGAAAAAUGGAAUAUGGGAUAAGGAAGAACAUGUGGCCAAAUACUACUGGCCUUACUUGAUUAGUACUCCUAAUGAAUAGGGUAAUAGUGGUGAUCUGAUCAAGAGUUCUCCAGAAUAAAAGGCAGCAAGAAGCAAGGUGAGAUACAGAAGAUGUGAAGGGAGGGAAAUAUAAUUUUGAAUAUAAUUAUGAGAAAACAUGUUUCUCUUGAUAAUGUCAUACUGAUUUUGGGAAUUAAAUCCAAAAGAUGUGUUUACUUGCCCAGUGGAUCUCCUGAGCUACUAGUGCUGGGUUUAUUUGUUUGUUUUGGGCGGGGGGGGGGGUAGUUUGUUUUUUUUCUUUGUUGGCUAAUUGUCACAGCAAUAAGUGAUUAUACAUCUAAAACAAACAUAAUACCAUGUUAACAUAUUUUCCUUCUUAGGCAGGCUGUGUGGGAGACUGGUCACAAAAACAUUCAACCUACAUUUGAAAUCUCCAUUGUAUAGAAAGCGUAGCACACUUGAUUCCUUGCUGGAAUCCCACUCAUCUAAGCAAUAAUGUUCAAUUCCUUUUUGGCUGCAUGUAAACAUAUAUGUUCAUAAAUGGCACCUUUGCAUAUGUUGAAGAAUACAUUGUGGUUCAAAGGGGAGAAAAUGGAAGAAAUGUUCUAAAUUAAAUACUAUAAUGCACCAAACACUGUGAUUGAUAGGUUUUUCUUCUCCUGAUUUGGUCAAAGUAAUAUUGGUUUAUUGCCUUUUGGCAAGAUAGUAAAAGGUAUGGUGAAGAAUUCGUAAAGCCAGAACCUUAUACUUGAAGGUCAGCACUUUGCCUAAGCUGUUCUUAUCAAACGUUUCUCUGUGUCUUAACUGGGUACUUCAUUCUUUAAAUAACUGUUGUUUCACACUUGCUAUCAAUGCUAUCAUCACCAAGCAAAUGAACUUUGCAGCUUAUUCAUAUGGAUAUAAUGUUUAAAAUAUUUGAUAUAUUUUCACAGAACUGGUAGUGUUCUUGACCUUGAAUAUAUCAACGAUCCAAGCUAUUUAAUACAUAUCUUGGAAAUUUACUAUUGGCAAGCUGCUUGCAAAUUCUAAAGUCCAUAAAUAUGCUUAUUUGUCCAAUAUAGCAAGACAUCCUGAUCUGAAGAACUUGGAUGACAUGCACAGUGCUUACGCAACUAAUUGGGAUAGUAAUAGUAAAUCUGUCUUUACACAGUGAAAGUUAAUGUGUGUGGUGAGAUAGUGCUCUGCUAAUAAUCUCUAUCUAAUGUAUUGUGUAAGAUAGAAAGAUACAGAUAUAGAGAGCAGUUUUUUUAAUGUUUUACAGUAUGUGUAACAGGUUUACAGCUACUUCCCCAAAAGUUUAUUCUUAUAUCCCUGAAUGUGUGAACUCAUGUGUUUUUGAAUUUUAGGCUGUAAACCCUGCAGCUGGAUUUUGCUUUGGCCUGUAUUAAGGCAUUUCAUUGUCAUCUGUACCAUUUUGUUUAAGUUUCUUUGUGUGUUUAAGAAAGUCAGUACAAAAUAAUUCUGUAUUGUCAUGUGGUGAUCCUUUCACUUUGGAUCUUUGAAGGGCAAAGAAAAGUACACAAUAAGGUUUCUUUGAAGAAUAUAAUAGUUCUGAAAUAAGGUGAUGCUAUGAAAUAAUUUUGUGACAAGGUGUGGCUCAGAGGUCUCUAGACUCCUUUUCCUGCAAUAUUGGUAAAAUCUUCCUAUGUGCUUCAUACUCCUGUUGAUGCUGACCAGUUGCAGGAGCAGAUAUUCUUGCUACCACAAAUACUAUAUUCCUAUGUUAACUUGCAGCAUAUAAGGAAAAAUAACACUGAAAUAGAAGAAGAAUAUAAUGGAAUACUACCGAAGGGCAAGAUGACAUCACGAUAAAAAUAAAGAUAUCUAUUAUAUUGGUGGUGCAAACUCAAUUGCAAUUUUUUUUUCAAAAUGAUCUAUUUUUUCAGACUCAUUCUGCAGCUUGCUACAUCUGUUUUUGUGGGGAUGAUAUUAAUAAAGCUAUUAACAAGAGUGAAAAAUGCAAAUAAGUGUUUCCCCUUUUGGUAUACAACUCGUAAUAUAAAGAUUCCAUGGAUGAAAAUCUUAAAGGGGAAAACAAGAAGCUUGGGAAACUCUGAAAAAUAUGAUCAUUAAAGCCCAUUCCCGUCUUGGUAUGGAAUGGGACAUUUAGGUACCGACACUUGGCUGUUCCCACUUCGCUCCCAGCCAACUGCCACUGUCAAACCACAGCAGGCUUUCCUCUUCCGUUGGCCCACGGCCAGUGAUUGUCCACUGUCAAUGGCUCCCUGAUCCUCCACCUCCAGCCCUGUGUCCUAGCUGAUUCCCGAAGGCACAGUUUGACCUGGGUGUUUUGCUGCCUCGGACAAAUAGCCACCAGCCAAUUGGGUGGCGGAUGGCAAUGAUGGCACUGGGUGGGCAGUGCAUAAUUGGCGGUGGGCAGGACAAUCGCAGGGGGUGUGGGGGCGGUGUGUUAUGCAGUCGAUGGCAAACUGGAGUGGAAGAGCAAGAUUGGUAGCAUGUGACUGCCAGCAGUGCACGGGUGAAGGGGAAUCCUGAGGACUGUGGGAUAAAGCACAAAAUGCAAAUUCUGAAGCAGGAAGACACUACUAUAAAGCUGUCUGGAAAUGCAAAACCACAAAUCUAUCUGCCAAUCCCCCCCCCCAGAUUAAUUCUUUCUCUCAAUCCUUUCCAAUCCUUACAUAAAUAAAAAAUGGCAGGCAAGGCUUUCCAUUUUGUGGAGUGGGAGGCAACAGUGGUGAGGCAACAGUGGUUGUUCGGAUGUCAAUAUGGGAAGCCUCCACUGCUCCACAAGUUUUUUU